AUGUCGAAAUCUAAAGAGCAAUAUGCCCCUCUGAUGGCCCAUGACGACGACGAUUACUCCUCGUCGGCCUCUACAAUUGAAGCUGCUGAUCCAGCUUUACUAAAGUCAAGACCAGUCGCACCAGCUAUCAACAAGAUUCUUGCAGCUACGUGUGUCAUCCUUUUGACUCUCCUCGGCUUCCAAUCUCUAUAUGUCUGGCGCGAACAUGCCAAAUACAAGAAGCUACAAUACUUUGACACAAACUAUCACAAUCUCUCCAUUGCGGGCAUUGUGCACCGCGUCGCCAACGCCAAGUCUGACUUCAACUCACCAAAUGAAACUAUCGCUGCCGCAGCUUGGGAUAGUAUACAAUCCGGUCAUGGCGAUGUAAUCGUCGACCCAGAAUGGGCGGCGAAGCAAGGGCUGCCUCCCAGUUUCGAGCAUCCUUUUAUUCCUGGCAAGAGCGUCUACAUUCUCGAAGCCUACCACAUGAUUCACUGCCUGAAAGUGCUUCGAAAUCAUUACAUGGCCCUUCAUACUCCCACAGCGCAGUCUCCCAAGAAGGAAGCCUGGGAGCUCGAGCACGACGUGCAUUGCUUCGACACACUGCGACAGCAUGUCAUGUGCCACGCUGACUACAACCUGAUGCACUCUGAAGGCCACAACGACGUCGGUGUUCACCAACCUAGAAUGUGUCGUGAUUGGGAUGCUCUUCGGGAUUGGGCGACAGAAAACAGCGCUCACUGGCGAGAUCACAUUAACCCCCGCCCAGAGGGUGAGUUGUGGUGGAACUACGACGACAAGGGUAGCGAUGGUCUGCCGGUCGCCAGCCUUGGGGGAUAAGGCUGCUCGGACAAUUUCCUAACUUGGAAAACAAUGAUUUAACGACAUCUUUACGUUUA
This is a messenger RNA of [Torrubiella] hemipterigena, 881 nucleotides long. NCBI's taxonomy places the organism in Eukaryota, Fungi, Ascomycota, Sordariomycetes, Hypocreales, Clavicipitaceae. The record is from the annotation of a GenBank genome assembly.